This is a messenger RNA of Peromyscus leucopus (white-footed mouse), 2828 nucleotides long. RefSeq names its product leukocyte immunoglobulin-like receptor subfamily A member 6. Bases 244 to 2508 code for a protein of 754 amino acids. The transcript has 10 exons. The record is from RefSeq and is a predicted model, not a curated record. Gene Ontology annotation, molecular function: inhibitory MHC class I receptor activity. Gene Ontology annotation, biological process: cytokine-mediated signaling pathway. Lineage: Eukaryota; Metazoa; Chordata; Mammalia; Rodentia; Cricetidae.
AGAAAAAAUAAAGACCCACACAGAUACAAAGCCACAAAUUCUGGAGCCCAUCCCAUCACAGCACCAGAAAGAAAAGAAGAGUCAGGCGCCUGGUUAGAGCAGUUCCUCUUCCUCAGGCGCUGCCAGUAAGACAUCCUUAUGACAGGAAGCAGAAACCAGCCUGCCUAGGUCACACAUUUUGUGUCUGUGUGUGUUUGGAAAGGAGGCCAAUCAUCUGCACACUUGUGGCAACUGGAAGAGACCAUGAAUCCCUUUCUUACAGUCCUGCUGUAUCUUGCACUGAGUCUGGACCUCAGGAUCCCAGUACUGGCAGGGACUCUCUCUAAACCUACACUCAAGGCAGUGCCAAGAAAUGUGGUAGCCAUUGGGAACCAGGUGACAUUCUCCUGUGAUGGGCCCUUAGAGGCCAAGGAAUAUGUUCUCUACAAAGAAGGAAGUCCAGAUUACCCAAUACCAACAACCCUUCUAAAAACUGAAAACAAAGCCACAUUCUCCAUCUCAUCGGUUGAAUGGAACUAUGCAGGCCGAUAUUGGUGUGAAUAUAAAAGCAAUAAUGAUAUGUCAGAAAGAAGUGAAUGCCUGGAACUGGUGGUGACAGGUAUCUACUCAAGCAAAGUCACCUUGUCUGCCAUUACCAGCUCUGUGGUGACCUCAGGAGGGCACGUGACCCUUCAGUGUGUCUCAGACCACACAUAUAGCAUGUUCAUUCUAAUGAAGGAAGAUGAGAAUUUCUCCAGGCCUUUGCCCUCACAGAAUAUAUACCCUGAGCUCUUUGGAGCCGUGUUCACAGUGGGUCCUGUGACCCCCAACCAGAGAUGGAGAUUCACAUGCUAUGGCUCUUAUUUGACCAUGCCCCAGGCAUGGUCAGUGCCCAGUAACCACCUAGAGAUCCUGGUCUCAGGGAUCCUUCAUAAAUCCACCAUCUGGGCUCAUCCUGGCUCUGUGAUCCCCUCAGGGAGUCCUGUUACCAUCUGGUGUCAGGCGACCCUGGGAGCACAAAUGUAUGUGAUAUAUAAAGAGGGAAGCCAAGAGCCCUGGGACCAACAGACUCAAACAGACAACAGCACUGAGGCAAAACUCACCAUUCCAUCUGUGACACAAGUGCAGGCAGGCCGGUAUCACUGUUACACCUACACCUCUGUGGGAUGGUCACAGCGCAGUGACCCCUUAGAGCUGGUGGUGACAGGAGUCUACAACAAGCCCACCCUGUCAACCAUGCAAAAUCCUGUUGUAAACAUAAGAGGGUCUGUGUCCCUAUCUUGUACCUCAAGUCAGAGAUAUGACUGGUUCGUUUUAACUAAGAAUGGUCAGAAGUUCUCCAUCCCUCAGAGCUCAAGACACAUGCACACUGGCAUGUUCCUGGCAGAGUUUCCAGUGGGUCCAGUGACCUCUAGCCAGAGGUGGAGGUUCAGAUGCUAUGGCUAUUACACAAAUAACUCUCAGGUGUGGUCAGAAGGGAGCGAGGUCCUGGAGCUCCUGGUCUCAGGAGUUUACCCCACCAACAUCACCCUGUCAGCCCUUUCCAGCCCUGUGGUGACCUCAGGAGGAAAUGUGACCUUUCAGUGUGUCUCACAAAAGGCAUAUUACAGGUUCAUUCCAAUGAAGGAAGAUGAGAAGUUCUCCAGGCCUUUGCCCUCACAGAAAAUACACCCUAAGCUAUUUGGAGCUGUGUUCACAGUGGGUCCUGUGACCCCCAACCAGAGGUGGAGGUUCACAUGCUAUGGCUAUGAUUGGAGCAGCACACAGGCGUGGUCAGUGCCCAGUAACUCCCUAGAGCUCCUGGUCUCAGGGACCCUCCAGAAACCCACCAUCUGGGCUGAGCCAGGCUCUGUGAUCACCUCAGGGAAUCCUGUGACAAUCUGGUGUGAGGGAAUUAAGAAAACCCAAAUGUAUAUCCUGUAUAAAGAAGGAAGCCCACCACCCUGGAACAGAUUAAGUGCACCAGUGCCUGAUCACAAGGCCAAAUUUUUCAUCCCAUCAAUGAGAGAACACAAUGCAGGACGAUAUUACUGUUACUGUUAUACCUCUGUUGGGUGGACACAGAGCAGUGACGCCCUGGAGCUGGUGGUGACAGGUGUCCACCAUGACAAACCUACUCUGUCAGCUUUUCCCUGCCCUGUGAUGACCUCAGUUGGGAAUGUAACCCUUCAGUGUGUCUCUUCCAAAGCAUAUGAUACAUUCAUUUUGACUGGGGAAGAUCUGAAGUUCUCCAGGUCCCAAAAAGCACAGCUCAUACAUACCGGACAGUCCUUAGCUCUGUUUCCUGAGAUCUCCAUGACAUCCAGCAAGAGUGGUCCCUUCAGAUGUUAUGGAUACUAUACAAAUACCUCACAUGUGUGGUCAGAGGCCAGUGACCCAUUGGAGCUUCAUUUCUCAGCCUCACAGUCCCAGGAUCACACAGUGGAGAACCUCAUCAGGAUGGGCAUGGCUGGCUUGAUCCUCAUAGUUCUUGGGAUUGUGCUGUUUGAGGCUUGCCACAGACAGAGAAGGUCCUUGAAUGCAUCCUAGAAGUGAAGAAGAGAGACAGCCAUAGUCCUUGCCUGGUGACCAAGUCUGGGACAUAAAUUUGAGUAUCUCAGGUGUUAUUUACCAGAAGAUUCCAUGUUUAAUAUUGGGCAUCAGUUGUGAGAAAGGAUUCAGGAAAUAAAUUUAUUUUGGGUGCAGAAAAAGACAUGAAUGUUGUGGCAGCUGGCUCCUCUACUACCACAUUAGAGGUCUUCCAUUCUACCUUGCUGUGGAUUUGAAGAUUUUUCCUUCCUUUCUUUUCAUUCUAUAAUGUGGGGAACAUAACGUCCCACCAGUGAGAUUUGGGUCCUCAUCUCUUUAUA